Molecule: messenger RNA, 4401 nt
Organism: Thamnophis elegans (Western terrestrial garter snake)
Lineage: Eukaryota; Metazoa; Chordata; Lepidosauria; Squamata; Natricidae
Gene: C5H6orf89
Product: chromosome 5 C6orf89 homolog
Exons: 8
Coding region: 196-1185 (329 amino acids)
Cellular component (GO): Golgi membrane; nucleolus
Source: RefSeq, a predicted model, not a curated record
CGGAAGCAGGAAGCCCGGAGUGCCGCGGCUGCACUCGCUCGGAGGGGCCUCUCGGGUCCAUGUUGAAUCCAGGCGACACGACACGACCCGCCCGGGCGGUUCAUGGGGUGAGGAGGCGUUUGCGCUGUCGACGAGCGGAAGAGACACCGCCAGGCUUGGACUGAGGGUGUCGCUGGGGAUUUUUCAUCAGAGGACAUGGAGCUUUCGACUAGUGAACUCAGCAUUUAUGAUAAACUUUCAGAGACUAUUGACUUGGUGAGACAGACAGGUCACCAGUGUGGUAUGUCUGAAAAGGCCAUUGAGAAAUUCAUCAAACAACUCUUAGAAAAAAAUGAACCACAAAGGGGACCCCCGCGCUUUCCUCUAUUAAUGGUUCUCUAUAAGGGAUUGGUUACCCUGGGCGUAGUUUUACUAACAGCAUACUUCAUGAUCCAGCCAUAUACGCUUUCACCAUCUGAAAACACACUCACCAAAAACCAUCCAUUGGGUUCCCUUUUUCAUCAUAUCCGGUUGCUGCCAUUACCCAUUACCAAGAAAUAUAUGCUGGAGAAAUGUCCAGAGUGGUGGAGCUUAGACUGUAGGUGGAAUAUGUCUCUAACUUCCAAGUGUUCUUGCUGCUGCUCCAUGAGAACUCUUGUUGCUCCAGUUGAUGUCAGGCAGCUAACGGACGUCAGGCAGCUGCAAGGGCAGCCUCUCUUGAUCAAGACAGGACAGUAUCGUUCUUAUGCUGAAAUGAAACAUUUUCAGUCCCUCUACCCGGAAUUGACAAAUUUUGUGAUACAAGAGGAGUCAGCUGAGUUGUGGAGCAGCCCUUCCAACAAGCAGCAAUCUCCACUUCCUGUUUUCUGGCAAAUCCCUCAGAAUAAAUCUCAGAUUCUGCAAGAGAUUUUUCCCAUCUUCUCUUCACUGCUGUUUCCAAAGGACAUUUCUCUAAAAAGCUGUUUCCUCAUCCACCAUCCAAGGCUUCAAGAUAAGACAUACCGAUUGCAGAACACCUUUGUGGUAGGAAGUGGUCGACUCAACUUAUAUGUUAUUCCAUCUCUCUUGUGCAGAGAAUACUGCAAGACAUUGAUGAUAGAGCUGGAAGCUGGAGAUAUUGGUUUUACAAAUGUAAAUUAUUGGACAACAAGUUUUAACUCCAGAGGAUCUGAACCCGUUGUCGUUUGUGAUGGAUCUGCCAGUUGAAAACUCAGUGUGUAAGACUUCAAUAUCACAAAAGAUAUGAUUCCCAGUGAUGUUUUCCCUUCUGAUCUGCAAUGAAGAAAGCUGUGUACUUUUAAAAGAACAUUUUAUUCAAGGUCACUGGCUUGCCUUUUAGAUGUUUUGGUAUAAACUGGAAAACCUCUUUUCUCUAGCCUUUUGUAGAGUUAUUCUUGAAAGCUGACUGAUGGAUUUUGUGCUGAGGGGGGGAAGUUCUGUGAAGUACUCUUUGUGGACAUUGUUCCUUUUGACACUGCAGAAGGAGUUGUCUCAAAAGAUUUCUUUCCAGACAUCCUGGAAGAUGUAACGUCAGAGUUGCCAGUGAAUCUGUCUCUGGAUCAUUGCUUUAAAAGAGCAAACUACUAAAAUAUCGGAUAGGCUGAGAAAUGAAAACUGUCUCUUGAGAAAAGCAUUUGAUCAGGUUCUUCUAUGUUACAGUUUGCAUGAGGAAUUUGAUCCACAGCUGCAUUUUUCUUUCUUUCACUGUAUUGUGAUGACACAUCUUCUGAAGAUUCUUUCCAGUGAAAAAAAUCCUGUCUUUCUACCUAAGAACACAGCGUGACUUUUUGUACUCAUCACCAAACUGUGUGGCUGAGGUGGGGUUCUUAUGCUUGACAGAGAAAAGCAUCCCGCAAAUAUAUUUUUCCAUCUCUUUUCGUGAAUGCUGAAAUAUGUGUUCUUGACAUUUUUCCCUGGACUAUGUCAGUAGGACACCAAAUCCACCCCCCCCCCCAAUGAGUAAUAAGAGCCAAAUUUGUUAGAGCAAUGAUUUGGUGAGCAUCCUCUUCUGAAAAUUAAGCCUUUGGAGAGGGUCUGAGUUGGACAUUCCAAAUUAGUUACCAUUUUAAUUUGUUAUCAUGGUUGAAUUGAGCUUGGGAAAGUAUUUCUUGAAAGCAUUUUCUAAAAUUUUGGUUUGAAUGCCUCCGGAUCUUUUUAAAACCGAGAUGGAUAGUUUGCGGGCAGAGUUGCAGUGUGGAAUGUUUAAUGUGUGCCAUGAAUAUGUUUGCCAUUCUCUACAAGCAUUAAUUGCAUUUUCUCUUUCAUUAGCAUUGUCAAUGUUUGAUCCUUGAUUGCCUUCCUGGGUUUUUGCAUUUUCUCAUGGUUCUUGUGAACUCAUCUAUCUAAUAUCUUUAGAGGGGAUUAUUUUCCAGCACUGGAAAAUAGAGGUGUUUCCCUUGAGUGAAUCUUUAGGUUCCUGUUGUGCUAAGAUAAUUUGCAGAUGUGUCAGGCUGAAGCUGGGCCAGCAGUGAGGCUAGUGUGAAUAUUUGUACAAGUUUAUAUGCUUUGGGAGAAUCUUUUAUUAAAAUGUAAUAAAAUGAGAAGCAGAAUUGCAUUAAUUUGUAAAGAAAACAGUUUUAAACACUGGACUAGAAUAAUAUCUUUGUUUUUAGAAUCUUUGGAUUAAUUAUUAAUUGUUCAGCAGAGUAACAGAUAAAGGAGCCUGUUAGAAUCCUGAUCCCAUUCUCAUGGCACAGUGUAAAUAGACACAUUUUGUUUAUUUCCUUCUGUUUUUCAAACAUGCAUAACUAAUUGGGGUAUUGAGGGACUAAAUUGUGAUAAUGAAAUUAGCUUUAUGGAUGCUUAAAGGAUUUGCGAAAACGUAAAUGGUAGGACUAUGAAAUUUUAGAAGGUGGGAACUUAAUCUUAAUCACUGAUGUUUAACUGCAUACUUAAGUAUUUUUUAUCUUUUAAAAAACAAAUUUCACACAUUAUAAUGUCACUUUAGGUUUGUAUAGAAAAAAGUAACCUUUGUAAUCUGGGCGAAGUAUUUUACUAAAAGUGCAUGCAUGCGUGAUAAUAGUUAUAGAAGUGGCAAAUGUGUUGUUUGGUUUUUCAUUAAUAUUUUCUAUAUAAUUUUAUAUGAGAAUAAAUCCCAUUAAGUUUAAUGGCACUUGCUUCUCAGAAGCAUGUAUAGGUAAUAGAUGAAAAACCUAACUGUAUAUAAAUAUCCUAAGUGGAAUUUCUGACUUGAUAUUGCUAUACUUUGAGUGGGUUUUUUUUUAAUGAAAAAGCUAGAAGGUUUCUAAAUUCUUUUUCAUUCAUUCUUUUACCAAGGUUAAAUAUAGACCUAUCUAUCCAGAGAAUACUGCUCACUUUGAAGUGCAUGUGGUCAUAUUUUUAAUUUUUAUACAAAUAAUUUAAAAGGAAAAAAAAUCCAAAGCAUUUCGGAUGACAAAGACCACUUAAAUCUACAAAGUGAUAGAAAGUUGUUUCUUCUUUGGUAGUGAAAUAUGUAGGUAUAUUUAACAGAUUUAGGUCGGUGAUGCUCACUGUUUAAUAAUGUGCUGGAGGGCAGAAAAUUGAUGUCAGUCUAAGGGUGUCUGGAUAACAAUUUUUUAAAAGUACAAAUAUUUCCAUAAAAUUGUUUGUUUUUCUCUCUCUCUCAAAUACAAACCGAGAUGUUGUUAGCAUGUUGGACAGUGGAUAAUGAAUCUAUCCUACUUUUGGACUCUGGUUUUCCACGUGCACUUUUCGUCUUUGUGUUGGCUUUCAGAUCUGGGUUUAGGAGGUGCUGUGCAUACAUCCAAGUCUCAUUCCCUCCGGAGUUUACAUCAUUUGUUUUCAAACUUCCAGUACAUUUUCUCCUCCUUUUCUACAAGCUGCAAGGAAUUAAAAGCAGAAGUAAUUGCUCAAGAGGAAUCCGAGAUCCAAGUUCUCUGCUUUUUAGCUGAUUAAGAGCAUUUACUUAGAUAAGACCCUCAGUUGUUUCAUUUGGAAUGCAUGCUACUAUUGGAAGGCACCAGGCAGGCAAAGACUGCCACAGAGCAUAUGGGAAUGAAUGAAUACAUACUGUUGCUAUGUUUUCAUAGCAACUUUUGCCACCCUGUUGCAUGAUAUGGAUAGAUUAUUAUUUUUAUUUUGGCAGAAAAGGCUUUAGAUUUCCUGUCCGGUAUUCACUGUAUAUGUUGGUCAGUCUGUUCUUUGCUUCUUUUGGAGAAAAAACCUAGCUGCUCUGUUGUGCUGUAACCAUAUCUAUGGAUACUUGGUGUUCAGGUCACUGCGAUUUUCCUCCUAGAUUUCAGUUUUUAAACCUCAGGAUCAAGGUAUAUAUAACAAGUGCUAACAAGCUUUAUAAAAAUUUUGUAAACAAUUUCAGGGAAAUCAUAAAGGGGUUUCUUUGCACACUGUAGAAAUUGGAGAUACAGAUGGCCCUUGACUUACGACUAGUCGCUUGAAAUUAUGUCAGAUAUCCCCCCCCCC